Molecule: messenger RNA, 2817 nt
Organism: Hirsutella rhossiliensis
Lineage: Eukaryota; Fungi; Ascomycota; Sordariomycetes; Hypocreales; Ophiocordycipitaceae
Product: AP-2 complex subunit alpha-2
Exons: 6
Coding region: 1-2817 (938 amino acids)
Biological process (GO): intracellular protein transport; clathrin-dependent endocytosis
Cellular component (GO): AP-2 adaptor complex; membrane coat
Molecular function (GO): clathrin-cargo adaptor activity
Source: RefSeq, a predicted model, not a curated record
AUGUCUGCCACGGGAUCCGGCUUCCUUGGCCGCUCGAGCAGCAGCAAUGCCAACAUGCGAGGCCUCGUGCAAUUCAUUGCCGACUUGAGAAAUGCCCGAGCCCGUGAGCUCGAGGAGAAACGAAUCAACAAGGAGCUGGCCAACAUUCGCCAAAAGUUCAAGGAUGGCAACCUCAGUGGCUAUCACAAGAAGAAAUACGUCUGCAAGCUCCUCUACAUCUACAUCCUCGGAUGGGACGUCGACUUUGGCCACCUCGAGGCCGUCAACCUCAUCUCAGCCAAUAAGUACUCGGAGAAACAGAUUGGUUAUCUGGCCAUGACUCUCUUCCUCCACGAAAAGCACGAGCUCCUCCACCUUGUCGUCAACAGCAUCCGCAAGGACUUGCUGGAAAACAACGAGCUCUUCAACUGUCUAGCCCUCCAUGCCAUUGCUAACGUGGGGGGCCGCGAAAUGGGAGAGGCCUUGAGUGCCGAGGUGCACAGACUGCUGAUUUCACCAACCUCCAAGUCCUUCGUCAAGAAAAAGGCGGCCCUCACGCUGCUUCGUCUCUAUCGAAAGCAUCCGGGUAUUGUACAGCCACAGUGGGCUGAGCGCCUCAUCCACUUGAUGGAUGACGCCGACUUGGGCGUCGCCCUCUCUGUGACAUCCCUGGUCAUGACCCUGGCGCAAGACGACCUGGACCAAUACCGCGGGGCCUACAACAAGGCGGCAGCGCGGCUGAAGCGCAUCAUCGUAGAUGGAGAGUACACUACCGACUACCUAUACUACAAAGUCCCUUGCCCUUGGCUCCAGGUCAAGCUCCUGAGGCUGCUGCAAUACUUUGCUCCAUCUGACGAUACUCAUGUGCGCGAGAUGAUCCGAGAGUCGCUGGACAAGAUUCUCAAUCUCGCCAUGGAAACCAACAAGAAUGUCCAGCAGAACAAUGCCCAAAACGCCAUCCUCUUCGAAGCCAUCAACUUGAUAAUUCACCUGGAUACCGAGCAUGCCCUCAUGAAGCAAAUCUCGACUCGACUUGGCCGCUUCAUCCAGAGCCGGGAGACCAAUGUACGAUACCUGGGGCUUGAGGCCAUGACCCAUCUGGCCGCGCGGUCGGAAACCCUUGGCCCCAUCAAACAGCACCAAGACAUCAUCCUCGGUUCCCUCAAGGACCGAGACAUUAGUGUGCGCCGAAAGGGCCUAGACCUUCUGUACAGCAUGUGCGACUCCACGAACGCGCGAGUCAUCGUGGGCGAGCUGCUGCAGUACCUACAGAAUGCAGACUUUGCCAUUCGGGAAGAAAUGGUUCUCAAAAUUGCCAUUUUGACGGAAAAGUACGCCACUGACGUGCAGUGGUACGUCGACAUAUCUCUCCGCCUCAUUGCCAUGGCCGGGGACCAUGUCAGCGACGAGGUGUGGCAGCGUGUCAUCCAGAUUGUAACAAACAAUGAGGAGCUUCAAGUCUAUGCGGCACAGAACAUUCUUCAGCACGUCAAGUCGGACCACUGUCACGAAACCCUGGUCAAGAUUGGCGCAUACAUCCUCGGCGAGUUCGGCCACCUCGUCGCCGAGCAGCCUCGCUGUAGCCCCAUCGAGCAGCUCAUGGCUCUCCAGGGGAAACUCGCGGCCUGCUCAUCCAGCACCAGGGCCAUGAUACUGUCGUGCUUCAUCAAGUUUGUCAACUUGUUUCCCGAAAUCAAGCCUCAGCUGCUUCACACUUUUGAAGUUUACAGCCACACCUUGGACUCGGAGAUGCAGCAGAGGGCAUGUGAAUAUCUGACGCUGGCGAGAAUGCCUACGGAUGACCUCUUGAGAACCAAGCAUGCCAACACCAGCGACCGGAGAACGUGGGUCGUCGGGGCCGCUCCCAUCAAUGGCGGCAAAGCCAACGGCGCGAAUGGAAAUGCCAAUGGAGCUUCAGACCUCGCCGGACUGGAUCUCAACGCCCCUUCCCCGACGGAGCCGAAGAUGCUCAAGGCACCAAAUCUAGCCAGUGCCGCGCAUCUAUCCCCUGGAUGGGAAGAGGGCUUCGAGAGGCUCAUGAUGAAGCCAGAAGGCGUGCUCUACGAGGACGGCCAAGUUCAGGUCGGAGUACGAUCCGAAUACCGUGGACAGAUGGCCUGCUUAAUCACUUACUUUACCAACAAGACUCCCGGACCAAUGAGCUCUUUCACGACAGUCUUGGACCUGGACGAAAGCGAAAAGGGCAAGGUCACUUGGGAUGUGAAAAAUCUCCCCGAAAGCACAAUUGCCCGUGGAAGCCAGUCUCAGCAGGUGACCAUGUUUGAGGCGAAGAGGGUUUUUGCGAAAAGCCCCACGAUUCGAGUGAGCUAUCUAGCUGGGGCUCUGCAGGCCGUUACCCUCAAGUUGCCAGUAGCAGCGCACAAGUUUAUGGAUCCUGCAGAGCUCUCGGCGGAAGAUUUCUUCAGGAGAUGGAAGCAGAUAGGAGCUGGCCCUCGCGAAGCCCAGGAAAUCUUUGGCUUGUCUGCUGGAAAAUCGCAGGGAAAGGAACUGACGGAACACUUUGUCGCCUCGACAAUCAAAGGAUUCAGAUGGGGGCUCCUGGACAUGGUCGACCCCAACCCGAAAAACCUGGUGGGAGCCAGUGUCCUACAUACCUCUGAAGGCGGCAAGAUUGGCUGUCUUCUGAGGUUGGAGCCAAACUACGUCAGUCAGAUGAUUCGAAUGACCAUCCGAGCAACCGACGAAUCGGUACCGUCUAUCCUAUCGGCGCUCAUGCAGCAGAGGCUUUCAUCUGGAAAGCUGCCAGCGCCUGAACAGCGUCACUUGCCAACUCGGGAAGAAAUCUCGAACACGUUUCGCAACGUCAUGGUGUCUUGA